Molecule: messenger RNA, 1749 nt
Organism: Verticillium alfalfae VaMs.102
Lineage: Eukaryota; Fungi; Ascomycota; Sordariomycetes; Glomerellales; Plectosphaerellaceae
Product: manganese transporter pdt1
Exons: 4
Coding region: 1-1749 (582 amino acids)
Biological process (GO): intracellular manganese ion homeostasis; iron ion transport
Cellular component (GO): membrane
Molecular function (GO): cadmium ion transmembrane transporter activity; manganese ion transmembrane transporter activity
Source: RefSeq, a predicted model, not a curated record
AUGAACCGCCCCUCACGAACUGACGAGCCUUACGAGGGUGAAGGGCACAAUCAGAGCCCAAAUUCUCUGCCCAAUGACCUGACUACCAACGAGGAUCUCAACGGCAUUGCCAAUGCUCGGGAAGCGAGGCAGAAAGAUGAGCUCUUGCGAUUCAAGAACGGGCCGCCUUGGUAUGAGAAUCAUGGCGAGACUACGCCGUCCGGCGAAAAUAGACACCAUUGGCUGACCGGCGAUUCCGCUGGUCAGCCCUCGGGAGGGGCGGUCGGAUCUCAUGAUCCAACCCUCCUCCCUAAUUCCCCCUCGACUUCCAUGCGCAGAAGUCAUAGAUAUGCUUCUGGAUGCAAGUCUGCUCUCCAGCGGACAAAAGAUAGCUUGAUGAAAUUUGGCACAUUCAUUGGCCCCGGUUUUAUGAUCGCUGUUGCAUACAUCGAUCCCGGAAAUUAUGCAACGGACGUCGCUGCAGGCGCAAGCUACGAAUAUCGGCUACUGUUCGUCGUUCUCCUUGCGAAUAUUUUCGCGAUAUUCCUCCAAACGCUUUGCAUAAAGCUGGGAACCGUUACGGGACUGAACCUCGCCGAGUGCUGCCGCGCCUUUCUUCCCUGGUGGCUCAAUCUGGUGCUAUACAUAUUUGCUGAGAUAGCAAUAAUUGCAACGGAUAUUGCAGAGGUUAUCGGCUUCGCAAUCGCUUUGAAUCUUCUCAUCCCCGCGGUGCCUUUGGUGGUUGGGUGCGCCAUUUCAAUCUUAGACGUCUUCGUGACGCUCUACUUCUAUAAUCCAAAAGGGUCUAUGAAGGGACUUCGAAUCUUUGAGUGCUUCAUUGCGUGUCUGGUCCUAAGCGUCGUAGUCUGCUUCUGUAUUCAACUAUCGAUGAUCAAGGAAACACCUGUUGGAGACAUCUUCAAGGGCUACCUACCUUCCAAGGCAAUUAUACAACGUAAAGGCCUCUAUCUUGGCUCCGGCAUUGUGCAGCCCCGCCUGCGGGAGUUUGACGCCAAGAACGGCUUGCUCUCCAUGAGCGCAUCUACAGCCCAACAGGACGGAGAGGAUGUUGAUAAAAGCCAGUAUGUGCCCUCUCUCAAAGCCAUACGUCAUGCCAUGACCAUGUCUUCCUUCGAACUUGGCAUUGCCCUUUUCACUUUCGCUCUCUUUGUCAACUCAGCCAUCCUUAUCGUCGCAGGCGAUUCCCUGUAUGGAGCUCCAAAUGCCUCCGAUGCCGAUAUCUUCAGCAUUCACGAGCUUCUGUCGCAGUCAAUUUCGACCGCGGCUGGCACCAUGUUUGCGCUGGCACUGUUGCUAUCGGGCGUCUCAGCUGGCAUAGUCUGCACUAUUGCUGGCCAGAUGGUGUGUGAGGGCGCGCUGAACUGGAAGAUGCGACCCUGGUUGCGUCGUUUGGUCACGAGGAGCAUCAGCAUCACGCCGAGUGUCAUCAUCGCAGGGGCGGUGGGUCGGCAGGGGAUCAGCGCUGCUCUCAACGCAUCACAGGUCGUUCUCAGUGUCGUCCUUCCUUUUCUUACGGCACCACUGAUCUACUUUACCGGUUGCGGCAAGUUCAUGACGGUUCAGGUUGAUUCGAUGCGCGAUGAGGGUGAGCAUGCUGGUGGUGUUCGCGAUGUGGCGGCCGGGGAACGCAGCAUCAUCACCGUCCGGCUGGCGAAUUCAUGGUACACCACUGUCAUUGCUGUUCUGGUGUGGAUUGCGAUCGCUAGCAUGAACGUUGCCAACCUUGUUCUCCUGGGUCAGGGCAAUUAG